UUUUCAACCAACAGCAAUCGAAAUGGCGACACGGAAUGAAAAAUUGCCCACCCUCCCGGAGAGCGUCCUAAAGAAACGUAAGGCUCUAGAAAAGUUACGAGCUGAAAAGGAAAAACUGAAAAUUGAUACCCGAAAGGCCAAUAAAAACAAGAGAAGGGUAAUUUUUAAAAGAGCUGAACAGUAUGUAAAAGAAUAUCGUCUAAAAGAACGCGAUGAAAUUCGUCUGAAGCGAGAAGCAAGGAAAGAAAACAACUAUUACCUGCCUGCUGAAGCCAAGCUAGCUUUCGUCGUUAGAAUUCGAGGUAUCAACGGCGUAAGCCCGAAGGUUCGCAAAAUUCUUCGCUUGCUCCGAUUACGUCAAAUCCAUAACGGUGUUUUCGUAAAACUGAACAAGGCUACUAUCAAUAUGUUGAAACUUGUCGACCCAUAUAUUGCAUGGGGUUACCCAAAUUUGAAGAGCGUUCGAGAAUUGAUUUAUAAGCGUGGCUUUGGAAAAGUUGAUAAGAAAAGAAUAGCUUUAUCAGAUAAUGCAAUCAUUGAAAAUAGCCUUGGAAAAUCUGGAAUUAUCUGUAUGGAAGACCUUAUACAUGAGAUCUUUACUGUUGGUCCCAAUUUUAAACAAGCAAAUAACUUUUUAUGGCCCUUCAAGUUGUCGUCUCCACAUGGUGGUAUGCAGAAGAAAGGUAAUCACUUCAUUGAAGGAGGUGAUUAUGGAAAUCGGGAAGAAUAUAUCAAUCAGCUGAUAAGAAAAAUGAAUUAGAUUUCUUGUAUGUUAUAUCUGUUAAUUGUUUUCGUAAAGCUAUCCGAAAUAAAACGCCUAAAGUUUG
Messenger RNA from Trichoplax adhaerens, 827 nucleotides. RefSeq lists its product as hypothetical. Lineage: Eukaryota; Metazoa; Placozoa; Uniplacotomia; Trichoplacea; Trichoplacidae. Gene Ontology annotation, biological process: maturation of LSU-rRNA from tricistronic rRNA transcript (SSU-rRNA, 5.8S rRNA, LSU-rRNA). The coding region runs from base 23 to 760 and encodes 245 amino acids. Gene Ontology annotation, cellular component: cytosolic large ribosomal subunit. The record is from RefSeq and is a predicted model, not a curated record. The transcript has 5 exons. Gene Ontology annotation, molecular function: RNA binding; structural constituent of ribosome.